This is a messenger RNA of Meyerozyma guilliermondii ATCC 6260, 2451 nucleotides long. RefSeq names its product Cnh1p (gene CNH1). Lineage: Eukaryota; Fungi; Ascomycota; Pichiomycetes; Serinales; Debaryomycetaceae. The transcript has a single exon. The record is from RefSeq and is a predicted model, not a curated record. Bases 1 to 2451 code for a protein of 816 amino acids. Gene Ontology annotation, cellular component: plasma membrane. Gene Ontology annotation, molecular function: sodium:proton antiporter activity. Gene Ontology annotation, biological process: regulation of membrane potential; intracellular potassium ion homeostasis; proton export across plasma membrane.
AUGAAGAAACACUGGGUAUCUGUGGCUAUUUUCUUGCUUCCCGUAAUGACGUUCGGAUGGCUUGUGGUGGGGCUUUUUGUAUGGGCUUUGAUUCCCCAUCUCAACUUUCCUUCCGCACUUUUGGUGAGUGCUUGUGUGACCGCCACCGACCCGGUGUUGGCUGCUGCCGUCGUGGGUAAGGGUAAGUUUGCCGAGCGUGUCCCUGGCCACUUGCGUAACUUGUUGACUGCCGAAUCUGGCUGCAAUGAUGGUAUGGCUUUUCCUUUUAUAUUUUUGUCUCUCAACUUGACGUUGUAUCCGGGACAAGCAGGACGUAUCGUCAAGGAUUGGAUCACCCUCACCAUUCUCUACGAGUGUUUUUUUGGGGUCAUUCUCGGUGUCACUAUCGGCUUCACUUUGAAAAGAGCGGUAGCAUUUGCAGAGAAAAAAAGCUUAAUUGAUAGAGAAUCCUUUUUGGCUUUUUUCAUCUUUAUCGCAUUCAACUCGGCCGGCCUUGGCUCGAUGUUGGGGGUCGAUGAUUUGCUUGUGUCGUUUGCGGCCGGUACUGCCUUUGGCUGGAAUGGUGAGUUUGCUAAAAAAACUGAAGAGUCUCAUGUCUCCACCGUCAUCGAUUUGAUUAUCAACUUGGCAUUUUUUGUCUAUUUUGGUGCCAUUAUCCCAUGGCCGCAGUUCAACAACGCCGACAUAGGACUCAACGCAUGGAGACUAGUGGUUUUGGCUAUUGUCAUCAUUUUCUUAAGACGAGUGCCAGCAGUCUUGGCUCUCAAACCUUUCACUCCAGACGUGAAAACAUGGAGAGAAGCCUUGUUCUGUGGCCAUUUUGGUCCUAUUGGAGUCGGGGCUAUUUUUGCAGCUAUUCUUGCUCGCGGUGAUGUUGAAGCCCAUUACACUCACGAGGAAACCCCAAUAGAUUUAAGUGACUUGUCUCCCACACAUCCGCACUAUCAGUUGCUCGAGAUCAUUUGGCCAGUAGUUUGCUUUGUGGUGAUCGUUUCUAUUAUUGUUCAUGGUUCAUCGGUUGCCGUUUUGACAUUAGGAAAGCGGUUGAACCGAAUGGCAAUCACCAUGACUUUCACUGCUACUAGCACCAAGGACCAGGGCCCAUCCUGGAUGAACCGUUUACAGAAGUUGGACAAGGCUUCAACUUCGUUUUCUCUUCAUAGAAUCGACACUGCCGUUCCAGGCGAUGAAGAAAUGGAGCGUUCAAACACCAUUGAAACUAGCGGAGUCAAGGUGAGACCCGCUGGAGGUGCUAAGCGGAAGAGGCACAAGAAAAAGCGUAGAGGAGCUGCAUCGAAUCUCAAGAAGACCUUGUCAAUGGCUAACUCUGAGAGCGACGCUGCAUCUAUGAACCAGAGACAGAGACCUCACACUGAAUUUCUUCAGCUUGGAAGAAGUACAUCAAACGCUCCUCCCGACGAAUCGAUACCUGUUCUGGAGGAGUCUCUAAAUUCACCUGAAACGGAAUCUCCGCAAACUGGAAUCGAUGAAAAAGACAAUGAUUCAGUUCCUUCUUUGGAAGUUGAGAACACUGGCGAAAAGAUUGCGAUAGCCGUUCCACAUGGUUCACAGCAAGACGCCGAAGCAGACAAGGUGGAUCAUCGUACUACCGAACGCAAGCAGAGCGUUGCUACUGUUGCAUAUCAGGAAGGUAACAAGAUUGUUAUCGAGGAUGAGAAUGGUGAAGUGGUUGAGACUUUACCAAUGAAGGGCAAUAAAGCCAUCGCCAAAGCAGCUCGUGGAGAAGAUAACAUGUCUAUUCAUUCAGCUGAGUCACUUCGUCGUCAAAUGACCCAAUAUUCCACUGCAUCGAAUAGUUCUAACCAAUCUCGAACACAGACUCUUGAGGAGAGAUUGAGCAAGGUUCCAAGCAGAAGAAGAGCUUUUUACAAAAAGGGCGAUCCUGGUCAGCGAAAGGUGUAUGCUCAUCAAGUUGACAACUUGAUCAUUAUAGAGAACGAAGAUGGUGAUAUCGUUCGCCGAUACAGAGUCAACAAGCAUUCUACCAACAGGGAAAGGUCGGGGUCGCUUAUGAACAGAGCAUUAUCCAAGGUGGGUAUCAGGUCUAGACAGGGAUCAACUAGUGCACCCGAACCUGUGUUGACGCAGGUUCAUGAUUCGACCAAGCCAAACUCUCCACUCAGAGAUUCCAAGCUCGAGACAAAGAUAGAGAACCAAUUGGUGGAUAUUUUCACUAAAAAGAAGGGACCAGGACAACCAAAGGGGCAAGCUGCGAUCCAAAGAAAACGGCUGCCACCACCUGCAGUGGCCGAAGCUACGGACGAGGAUGAAGACCAAGAAGAUUACGACCAUGACUCAGAGGAUGAUGAUGCUUCAGUAGACUCAGAAGAGGACGAGAUUCUUCAGGAGUCCAACGUUGAAAGACAGCGGAGACUAGCAGCAUUAGGACGCAUUCCCGACAAGAGAGACAGAGACGACGAGGAGGAAUAA